Aspergillus terreus NIH2624 is the source of this 471-nucleotide messenger RNA. RefSeq lists its product as uncharacterized. Lineage: Eukaryota; Fungi; Ascomycota; Eurotiomycetes; Eurotiales; Aspergillaceae. The record is from RefSeq and is a predicted model, not a curated record. The transcript is spliced from 7 exons. Bases 1 to 471 code for a protein of 156 amino acids.
AUGGCGAUAAUCAGACAGAGGUUAAUGACUGUUCUAUUUUUUCUCUACCUCCUGAGGUUGCUUCUCUGCGUCUCUCCAAAGGCCAAACAGAGAGAGGCUAAAAAACCAUUACCUCGAUUCAAUCCUAAAAAGCACUCCUCUGUAUGGGAUAAAUUCUACGAAGGCGUACAAUUCCGGGAUAGAACCCCCUAUAUCUUUUGUGUCUCAUGCUUCCAACUAGUAUCCGGUUCUUAUACAGGGAUAACAACCGACAACGCGAGCAAUAACAUCUCCUACACAUGGGAGAACAGCGAUAAAACACUUAAAGUAUCUGGUAGUAUUUCACGCGCUAUUGAAAAGAUUACUGGAAUUCGGGUCGAUAUACUAUCUGCUUCUCGACUGCAAGACCCGAUGGAACUCUUCUUAUCUGAUAAUUCGACGUGCGCUGAAGCUCCGCUAGCUAAUCGAGAGCUUUAUCCAGCACUAGGAUAA